This is a messenger RNA of Lemur catta (Ring-tailed lemur), 3448 nucleotides long. It is a transcript of the gene GEN1, whose product is annotated as GEN1 Holliday junction 5' flap endonuclease. The record is from RefSeq and is a predicted model, not a curated record. The transcript is spliced from 14 exons. The coding region runs from base 253 to 3000 and encodes 915 amino acids. NCBI's taxonomy places the organism in Eukaryota, Metazoa, Chordata, Mammalia, Primates, Lemuridae. Gene Ontology annotation, molecular function: 5'-flap endonuclease activity; four-way junction DNA binding.
GAGCCUCAUGGACUGGGGCGCCGAAUUCGAAAGUCUUCUAGAAGCCUCUCAGGCCGGGCCGCGGGGUCCCAGCGUUAGUUUUGCUUGGGAAAGAAAAGAGGACUUUUUUCAGAAAAUUCAGAAACUUGGAGGCAGCAGUAGUUAGGAUUCAGGCCACACUGGUAAAUGACGAAGGGGCUUCUUCCAAAACCAGGGAGGAAGUGUUCGGUAUUUUGUAAAGUGUGUUUCAAAUGACAGCAGAUAAUCACCAGAAUGGGAGUGAAUGACUUGUGGCAAAUUCUGGAGCCUGUUAAGCAACACAUCUACUUGCAUGAUCUCAGUGGGAAAACCAUUGCAGUUGAUCUGAGUCUCUGGGUCUGUGAGGCACAGACAGUCAAAAAAAUGAUUGGAACUGUCAUGAAGCCCCACCUCAGGAACUUAUUUUUUCGUAUCUCAUAUUUAAUGCAAAUGGAUGUAAAACUGAUUUUUGUUAUGGAAGGAGAGCCACCAAAGCUGAAAGCUGAUGUCAUAAACAAGAGGAAUCAGAUUCGGUACGGGCCUUCUGGAAAAACAUGGUCUCAAAGAACAGGGAGAUCACAUUUUAAAUCAGUCUUACGAGAGUGCCUCGAUAUGCUAGAAUGCUUAGGAAUCCCCUGGGUUCAGGCUGCUGGGGAAGCUGAAGCCAUGUGUGCUCACCUCAAUGCUGGUGGUCAUGUAGAUGGCUGCCUCACCAAUGAUGGAGAUGCCUUCCUUUAUGGGGCCCAGACUGUUUAUAGGAAUUUCACUAUGAAUACAAAGGAUCCACAUGUUGACUGUUAUACAAUAUCCUCUAUCAAGAGUGAACUAGGUUUGGAUAGAGAUGCUCUGGUUGGACUGGCAAUACUUCUUGGCUGUGAUUAUCUCCCAAAGGGAGUCCCUGGAGUUGGAAAGGAGCAAGCAUUAAAACUUAUACAGAUUUUGAAAGGGCAAAGUUUACUUCAGAGGUUUAAACAAUGGAGUGAAACAUCUUGUUACUCUAACCCACAACCACAGGUUGCUAAAAAACCAGCUCAUUGCUCUGUGUGUUCCCAUCCAGGUUCACCUAAGGAUCAUGAACGUAAUGGAUGCAAAUUAUGUAAAAGUGAUAAAUAUUGUGAACCACAUGAUUAUGAAUACUGCUGUCCUUGUGAGUGGCACCGUACAGAACAUGAUAGGCAACUAAAUGGAGUAGAGAACAAUAUUAAGAGGAAAGCUUGCAAUUGUGAGGGAUUCCCAUUCCAUGAGGUUAUUCAAGAAUUCCUUUUGAAUAAGGAUAAAUUGGUGAAGGUAAUCAGGUACCAAAGACCUGAUUUACUAUUGUUUCAGAGAUUUACUCUUGAAAAAAUGGAGUGGCCCAAUCACUAUGCAUGUGAGAAAUUGUUGGUGCUUUUGACCCAUUAUGACAUGACAGAAAGAAAGCUUGGUAGAAGGAACUCUGAUCAACUACAGCCGAUUCGAAUUGUUAGGACCCGAAUCAGAAAUGGAGUUCAUUGCUUUGAAAUAGAGUGGGAAAAGCCUGAACAUUAUGCUAUCGAAGAUAAACAGCAUGAAGAAUCAGUUCUAACAAUUGAAGAAGAAUCAUUGUUUGAAGCAGCCUAUCCUGAGAUUGUUGCUGUUUAUCAAAAACAAAAGUUAGAAAUUAAAAAGAAGAAACAAAAAAGUAUGAAAAUUACACCUAAAGAAAACAAUUUGCCAGAAUCAGAUGAUGUAAUGAGUUUUCAAUCACGCAUGACUUUAAAACCCACAUGUGAAAUCUUUCCUAAGCCAAAUUCCAAGUUAACUUUGGAAAUUUCUCCUGAUUCUACAUUACCACAGGAAUCUGUUUCUGCCUCAUUGAAUAGCUUGCUUUUACCUGAAGAUGCUCCCUGUUUGAAUACACAAGAACAACAGUUCACAUCUUCUCCAAGACCUUUAGCUAUACAGCAAAUUAAAGCUGUCAGUAAGUCUUUAACUUCAGAACAUAGUCAACCCAGUACCUCAUCUCAUAAUAUGUCUGUGGUUGCUGAUCUACACUUGAGCACCAUUGACUGGGAAGGUACUUCUUUUAGUAAUUCUCCAGCUAUUCAAAGGAACACGUUCACUCAUGGUUUAAAAUCAGAACUUGAAUCAGAGCUAUCAGCCAUCCCCAGUGGCUUUGAAAAUAUCCCAGAACAAUUGUUACGUGAAUCAGGAACGUGCACCACAAACGUCGAUAAAGUGUUGAAUUGGGAUCUUCAUAAGAUUAGUCCUGAAGAACAUCUACUUUCUGGCAUUAGAGAUUUAUGUCUUCAGGAUUUGUCUUUAAAGGAACGAAUAUAUAUAAAAUCAUCAUAUGCUCGGGAUAAUGUACGGCCAGAUGUCAACCUGAAAAUGUCCCUACUCGGAGUAAAAGAAUCUUGCAUUGGUAACAGUAGUGAUGAUUGUCCAUCACGUCUUUCAAAGGAUCUUCCAGGAAUUCAUUUGCAAAAUGAAUCCAGAAACUCUAAAGUUCUAAAAGGAGACCAACUGCCUCAAGGAAACUAUAAAGUCAAUACUUCUAUACCUUAUUUCAAUAACCCAGUUGUGAAGACCUCCACUGUUACAGUUGGGCCACCAACUACUCUUUUAGAUCAUAGAAGAAAAAUUGAUAUGCAAAACACUCAGAAAAUUGUAAUGAAGAGUGUUUGCCUUGACAGACAUUCCUCUGAUGAAGAAAGUGCCUCAGUAUGUGGGAAAGCUAAAUACACAACUCAAAAAGUGAAGCACAGAUCUAAGAAGUACAGUCCAACCCAAUUCAAAGAAACUGACCACAAGUUGAGUAGCCCUAAGAUACAUAUCAAAGAAACUGAACAGUGUGUCAGGUCUUAUAAAGCAGCUGGAAAUGAAGAAAACUGUUUCCAAGAUCCAGCAAAAAGUUCUCUGAGCUUUCUACAGUGUCAUAAGAAAGAAGACAACUCUAGUACUUGUUUGGAUAGUCCUCUUCCUUUAAGCCAGAGAUUAAAACUAAGGUUCCAAAGCACUUGCAAUGCAAUCGAAAAUACUUAAGUAUAACUUACUAUUCUAGUACUGUCAACAUUAGCAGAGGCAGAGGGAAGGUUUCUAGUUAAUGUUUGGUAGAAAAAUUUAAUGUUCUAUAUGUCAUGAAACACUUGCUAUUUUAAUCAAAAUUGUAAUAAAAUAUGUUACCUAAAUCUUUGGUUUUAAAAGAUGAUCCUCUGUGAUGAAAACUUCAGAUAAUGUAUAUUUUUAUAAGACAUUUUUUGUCAUUUUUAAUAUCCUUAUUAAUUUAGUUAUAUUUUAUAAAUGUUAGUACUUGACCUGAGUUCCAAGAUGGUUCAAUGGGGAAACAACAGUCAAGAAAUAGUCUGCUGGAACUCUUGGACAUCCCCAUGAAAAAGAAUGACAUUUGAUCCCUACCUAACACUAUAUAAAAAAUUAUCUCAAAAUAGAUCAAAGACAUAAAUGUAGGAGCUGAAACUAUGAAACUAUAAAA